Pomacea canaliculata is the source of this 3945-nucleotide messenger RNA. Its product is annotated as ubiquitin domain-containing protein 1-like. Gene Ontology annotation, molecular function: protein binding. The coding region runs from base 235 to 963 and encodes 242 amino acids. Lineage: Eukaryota; Metazoa; Mollusca; Gastropoda; Architaenioglossa; Ampullariidae. The record is from RefSeq and is a predicted model, not a curated record. The transcript has 4 exons.
GAGAUUGUGCAUUUUAGCAUGACAGCAUUAGUUAAAUGCAUUUUACUAGCGAUGUUGUGAAAUAACAAUACGUGCUUCAUGUUGAAGUGCUGCUGGUGGUUUUAUCUGGCCGACAUCCGUUCAUGACGUCACGGCUUCACCACAACAAAGAUCGGGCCGUCAGCACCUAACCGAGAGAAAGAAAACAAAAUUGGCUCUUUUACUAGGAUCAGUCGACACACCCGUCGAUGCAGCAUGGGUGGGUGUGUUGGAACACACAGAGAGAAUAAUCCACCUUCUGGAGAAUCGUCAGAUGUCACAGUUUCAGUUGGUCGGAAUCAACCAUUAAAAGCAGAAAAGCCAAAGUGGAAGAGUGAUCACCCUUUAACAGAGGGUCAGCUUCGCAGUAAGAGAGAUGAAUUCUGGGAUACUGCCCCAGCCUUUGAAGGUCGCAAAGAAAUCUGGGAUGCACUGAAAGCUGCAGCGUAUGCAUUGGAGACUGGCGAUCAUGGGCUGGCACAGGCCAUUGUUGAUGGAGCCAGUAUCUCAUUGCCACAUGAAUCCAAUGCAAAGCGUCUAAAGCGUAUAACCUUUCGAAUGGGAACACUGCUAGACUGUUACGAUGAGCUUGGAAACCGUUACCAGCUUCCUGUGUAUGUGCUGAGUGCACCAACAAACUUAAUUGAAGACAACAGUGAAAGUGAUACACAGACUGACACAGAUGCUAAUUCAUCUGCUGGUGUGGAAGUGCCAGUCAGGUUCCGUCUGUCCAACAUGGCCAAGGACAUCAAAGUGAUGGUGAAGACCACAGACACUGUGUACAAAGUCAAGAAACUUCUGUAUGAAAAUGAAGGUGUUGAACCUGAGCGACAGCGCUGGUUUUUCAGUGGCAAACUACUCAAUGACAAGCUGCGAAUUGAAGAUGCCAAGAUACCUAAGGGUUUUGUUGUCCAGGUCAUUGUCUCACCACAAGCAGAAAGUUGAAUGGAUUGACUCUACACUCUCUGAAGAAGGCCUGAAGUGUUCCAUGCAUAUCUGAGAUAGAUCACUCUCCCUGUUAAUGUAACAUGAGAGAUCUCUUGCAUAAAAUUAAGAUAGCUCUUUUUUCACAUAGUAAUAAUAAUGAUGCAGAAAUUUUUUAAAAUCCAGUAAACAGUCAAACAUACACUCCAGGUAAUUGUGGUCACCUACUAAACCCAACGCUGCCUAUUUCUUUAGCAGGAUUUUACACGCUGAACACAUAGGAGAGAGAUAAUGUGUGCUUGCUUCUACAAGAGUUUUUCACUUGGUAGAGAUGUAGACCAUAAUUUUUAUCACCAUGGCCUACCAGAUGCUUCACAUCAGAUUAUAUCUAGUCACGUAAGGGGAAUAUACUUAAUGGCUACGUUUUCCAUAAUUAGCCAUUAAACUAGUAUUUUGAUGUUUCUAUACACGUGUGGUCUUUUGGCUGGUCUGAAAAGCACACAUUGAUAACCAUCAAAGUUAAUGACAGUGAGUUUCAACUCAAUUGUAGAAAAGCAGAUCAAAUAAAAGUUGUCUGAAUUUGUCCUUAUGAACAGAGAAAAUUCAGCUUGACAGAAAUCUUGCAUGCUAUAUAAGUUUUAUCUCAGUCUCUGUUUUGAAAGCACAGGAGUAAAAAUAAAGUGCUCAUAUCCAGUGCUGAGACAAAAAUUAUCCUUUGUACUAUUUGUUCUACAAUGCAAAAAUAAGACUAACAUUUCAUCAGUGAUCGGUUCUACAUUUGUCAUGUGCAGUCCUCAUCACUUCUUAUUUUUCGUAAUUCUAUAGCAUAAGAGUUGAGAUAAGUGAACACUUGAUUGUCCCCCAUUAUCAUAUGCUGGCACUCCUGCAUGCAUGAGUGUACACACAUGAGUGAGAAAGAGUGAGAGCAUGCAUAAGUUGCAGUCUCCAUCAUUGAUCUCAAAAUGAUUUUGGAGAAAAUGAUGGAGGAUGGCCCUCUUGUGUACAGUUUGUCUUUAUGCAAUUGUUUGUACAUGUGUCAAAGUUUUUGCAAUUAUUUGUCUGCUAUUGCAGUUUAUGUAAUUGUGCAUUAUUUGUGUACUUUUAUGACUGUGCAUAUAUUAGGAUGUAUGUGUGUUAAUGUGUGUACAUGCAUUUGUGUCUGUGGAGGUCUUCAUUCUGCACAAUCACCACUUUAUAUAUGCACAUGAUCUGGGUGUUUCUGCAUCUGUGCAUCCUUUUUUUAUGUUUGUAUGUCCCGGUUAUAUUUUGACUGAAAUUGUUACAAAGGAAUGAAUGUUUGCCCUGUCUUUCAUACAUGGCUCCUGAAGGGCAUGUGGGAGCUGUGAAAGGUUCUUGUAAUAUCAAUAUCCAGAUACAUCACAAAUUGUCUUUAUAUAGUGGAGUAUUCCCCCAGGUAAAUCAGAGAUUGUCUUUAUAUACACCCUCCUCCCAGAUUUGUCCUUCAGUUGAUGGUCAUGAUGUUACACAGAGAGGAAGUACAGUCCAUUUUGUGCCUGCAUAUUUUAGUGUGUGUUUGAGGUAAGACAGGUGUUAUGUGCCUGCAUAUUUCAGUAUGUACAUUUGGGACAAAAUGUGCCUGCAUAUUUCAGUAUGUGUAUUUUAGAACAAGCUCGGCAUGAUGUGCCUGCACAUUUCAGUGUGUGUUUAGGGCAAAGUGUGGGUGAGGUGUAUGCACAUGUUCAGGUGUGUUUAUGCAUGCAUGAAGAAUAGCUUGUUUUGAUCAUUGGUAAAUUUUAUAUAUUAAGUUUUUUUUUUAAUAAUAAGUUUUCUUACUGUUCUGCCCAUCUCUGCAUUGUUAGUCAUUUAUAGAAAAGGUUCUUAACAAAAUAUUUACAAUAAUAUUUGAGCUCCCAGUUUUCAGUUUCCCAAUGCAGUAUAACACUUGACAAUUAACUUGGAACAUGCAUAGCUUGAAGCACCCUUUCUACUCAGUGAAUGAAAACCUCAGAACAUGCAUAGCUUUAAACAGCCUUUCUGCUCAGUGGAUGAAACCCUCAGCCCAGUAAAGAAUUAUUACCCUAUAGCACUACUUGAAUUAUCAGCUACAAUGGCGUACAAAUUUUAUAAAUCAAAUUCUGUUUUGUGCAAAGCUUCAGACAUGGCAUUCCAAAUGGCAUCUUCAACAUUCUGUCCAAAAAUUGAUUCUGCACCCUGCUGUGCCAUAGGAACAUACCCAUGGUCUACCAUAGGAAUGUACCUAUGGUCUAUGAUAGGAACAUAACCCAUGAUCUGCCAUAGAAACAUACCCAUGGUCUACCAUUAGAAAUAAUAUACCCAUGGUCUACCAUAGGAACACACACAGCAUCAACCACAGGAACAUAUAUCAUAGGAAUGUGAGCAGAUGAUGAUGCACAGCCAACCGAUAUCUGUCUUUUCAGUUGUUUUCUCCUUUUUGAUUGUUUUUAUUCAGAGACUAUUAUUUUUCCAAAUUACAUGAUUGAUCGAUAGUUGUUCUAAAUGUAUGUGUUGGGGAGAGAAGGUAGGGUAAUUUGAGGAUGGUGGAACAAGGUCAAGAGUGAUUUGAUUGUGCUGGAAUGGUUUAGGGCAAUUGGAGUAUGCUGGAACAAGGUAGGAGUUCUUCCCAUAAGAAUAAUGGAAAUUGGGCUUUGAAUGAUUUUUCAUAAUGAUGUAAAAAUAUUUUCAGAAGCAUGAUAUUAAAAUGUGCCCUAAACAUUUCCAAAAAAAUUGUGUAGACUGUGUAGAAAAACAGUUGAACUAUUUGUGUUGUACAGAUGCCAAAGUCGCCAGAGGUCACGUAAAACAUGCUUCAUAAUUCUUUAUCUUGGUAUCCCUUUUUGGUGAGUCAGAGUUUUGAAGACUGAGCUGUUGUCUUUGUGUCAUGGUCCGACCAGAAUCAAAAUUGUUGGUGACUGUAAGUCAGAUUCAGAUUAAAGGGAAAGAAAAGUAUUUAUUACUGUAGAACACAUUCCCUGUAUGCUGUGUUGAUUGUAUAAGCUAUUACAAAAUAAUAUCUCCAUGAUA